GUCACACAAUUUAGAAUCUCCGAAGCAUCAUUCAUCUUCUUCCUCCUUCUUUGAUGUCAAUCUCAAUUUCCAUGCGAAUUCGAUUAUUUAGUUCAAGUAUUGUUUGAUUGAUUGUUUUGGGCUGAGGUUUCCUUGGUCAUGGCGGUGCGAUCCUCCGGCAGAAAGCUCUCUUUCGAGAUUCUCAGCGACAGUAGCUCCCAUGAAGAAGAUGACUCUGACCGCCAUCGAUCCAAAUCGGGUCCAAGUCGAAUCAACGUUGUUACGGCUGAACAAUCCCAGCCUGCCCCUUUGGUUUCUCCCGAUAAGUCUAACCGGAAGAAGCGCAAGCACAAAAGCUCCAGGAAGAAGAAGCUUAUUGAGCCCUGCAUACCCGAAGAUCCGAUCGCUGAGCGAGAAACUGUUAAAUCUAAUUCGGUUUCCUCUGACUCCAGAGAUCUACAUUCGUCAUCGGCGAACGGGGAAGUAUUAUUCAAUCAUGGAGCAGCUUGUUGCGUAAACGGGUUUGAGCUCGACAGUCAGGGAUACCAUGCGGUUGGAACUGUUAUCUGCGAGGAGAUAAUUGCACCGGACGAGAGUAAAACGAGUGUUUGUACAGUGGCACCAGUGGCGGAGACCGAGUUCCAGGGUGUGCGUGCUGGUGAGGGGUUUAAUUUUGGUGAAUUAAGGCUCAGAACUGUCAAUGGUGGUAAUUGUGAGGACUUGGGGUCUUCAAAUGUUGAUGGUGAUGAGAAGGACGAUAGUGUCGCGAAGGCCAGUUCGGUGGAGAAGGAGAGGAGCGAGCCACAUCGGAAUGUCGUUUCACAGUUAGACUCGGCAAGAUCAUUGGAUUGGAAUCGUCUUAUGGCGGAAGAUCCUAAUAACAUGUUUUCAGCGGAUAAAUCACCACUAAAAUGCUUCAUGGAGGAAAUGUACACUGGAAAUUCUCUACGGAGCACAACAACUCUCGGUAAUGAGAAAGAACGAGAAAGAGUUUAUGACACUAUCUUCCGCUUACCAUGGAGAUGUGAAUUGCUUAUAAAUGUUGGUUUCUUCGUCUGCUUUGAUUCGUUUCUGUCACUCUUAACCAUCAUGCCAACAAGGAUAGUGAUGACCAUUUGGAGGCUUCUAAAAACAAGGCAGUUCAAGAAUCUGUCUGCAAUUGAGUUAUCAGAUUUUGGCUGUUUUAUAAUUAUGGCUUGUGGAGUCAUUCUUUUGCAGCGAACAGAUAUCAGCUUAAUUUAUCAUAUGAUCCGUGGUCAAGGAACAAUCAAAUUAUAUGUCGUCUACAAUGUGUUAGAGAUAUUUGAUAAACUAUGUCAAAGUUUUAAUGGGGAUGUAUUGCAAACCUUAUUUCAUUCAGCAGAAGGACUUGCAACUUGUCCAUCAGAAAGUAUGAGAUUCUGGAUACGGAGAUAUAUUGCUGAUCAGUCUUUAGCUGUGGCUGCUUCAAUCAUUCAUUCUUUUAUCUUAUUAGUUCAGGCAAUCACUUUAUCAACCUGUAUAGUUGCUCACAACAAUGCAUUGCUUGCCCUGCUGGUGUCAAAUAACUUUGCGGAGAUUAAGAGCAAUGUGUUCAAGCGAUAUAGUAGGGAUAAUGUUCACAGUUUGGUGUACUUUGAUUCUGUUGAGAGAUUCCAUAUUUCAGCAUUUAUCUUAUUCGUUCUGGCUCAAAAUAUUCUGGAAGCAGAGGGCCCCUGGUUUAAGAGUUUUCUCCUUGAUGUUGGCUUGGUUUAUUCAUGUGAAAUAGCUAUUGAUGUUAUCAAGCACUCAUUCAUCGCCAAAUUUAAUGACAUUAAACCCAUCGCAUACUCUGAAUUCCUUGAAGACCUUUGCAAACAGACUCUAAAUAUGCAAACGGAGGGUGUGAAGAAACAUCUGACUUUUGUUCCUCUUGCUCCUGCUUGUGUGGUCAUUCGAGUGUUGACUCCUGUGUAUGCUGCUCACUUUCCGUACUAUCCUCUUCCGUGGAGUCUUUUCUGGGUCGUUCUCUUUUCAGCAGUGACCUAUGUUAUGCUGGCAAGCCUCAAGGUUCUACUUGGCAUGGGCCUACAGAAACACGCUGCCUGGUAUGUUACUCGCUGCCAAAGGAGGAGGCACCAUCUUCAUGCUGAUUAAACUGCAGAGGGCUAAAAAUUUUGCUGCGUCUGAGUUACUGUACGUGCUCUGCUGCUCAAGGAUAAUGUUUCAUAUGCCAUAGGAGCACGUGGAAGGCCCAAUUAAUAUGGGGACAUGGCUAGCGCCUAGCAGGAGUGCGCAUCAGUACAACUUCACGAGGCAAGCCUUUAGACGUUUCCUCACAAUUUUGACACAAGGAUACACAUACACUUGAUUGAUGAUUCCAGAAUCCAGGAAGAGUACCAAGUUAUCGCGUUGAAAUAUGGCCACACGUAUAUUCUCCGGCACUCUUUAAUUAUUUCUCUAGUUUUAGGAAGUCUAUUUUGGUUUUAUUAUACAUUUUUUAUUAUAGCCCUGUCCAGCAUUGUAACCCUGUUUUCAGAAUUUUUUUUUCUAACAUCAUGAGCAAUAAUAGUUUGAA
Neltuma alba is the source of this 2515-nucleotide messenger RNA. RefSeq names its product protein POLLEN DEFECTIVE IN GUIDANCE 1. The record is from RefSeq and is a predicted model, not a curated record. The transcript has 11 exons. Bases 139 to 2094 code for a protein of 651 amino acids. NCBI's taxonomy places the organism in Eukaryota, Viridiplantae, Streptophyta, Magnoliopsida, Fabales, Fabaceae. Gene Ontology annotation, cellular component: endoplasmic reticulum membrane.